Molecule: messenger RNA, 720 nt
Organism: Miscanthus lutarioriparius
Lineage: Eukaryota; Viridiplantae; Streptophyta; Magnoliopsida; Poales; Poaceae
Source: the annotation of a GenBank genome assembly
AUGGCAUUGGUCCCCAUCAAGCAGUUGGACGGCCCCUGCGGCUACCUACGGUGGAAGGAAUCGGUGCUCCUCCGCGUCCACACCCUCGGCGUCGCCCGUGUGCUCUUCGAGGACCGCCCCACCGGCGACGGCGACGCCGGAUCCGGCGACGACUUCGCGGCGCAGGCGGCGGCCAAGAAAUGGGCACGCGACGACGCGGUGUGCCGCGGUCACAUCCUCGCCACGCUCUCCGACCGCCUGCUCCCGGACUACCAGCGCUUCGCCACCGCGGCGGACCUGUGGCGCGCCCUGGCGCGCACCUACCACGUGGACACGCCCCGCGUCUGGCGGGACAAGUUCGACGCGUUCGAGUUCGAGGAAGGCGCCGGGGGCGUGCUCCUGGAGCAGAUCGCGCACGCGGAGGCCCUGGGCUUCGCCGCGCGGCUCCCGGAUGGCUUCGUCGCCUACGAGCUCUGCAGGAGGCUCCCGGAGGUCGUCAGCGACGCCGUCGUCAUGCGUUCUGGUCCUGACAACGAGAUGACCAUGAGCUUGGUCUGGGACGUCGCCCGCCGUGUCGUGGCCAGUGGUGCAGGACCGGAACGUCUCUGGAGGACGACGACGGCAAUGGCUGACGAAGCGGAGGGCUGCUGCUCCGACGGUCCAAAGCCGGAGCAGAGCACGGGGCGCAGGAACCGUGGCGAGCCUGGACAUGUUGCCAAGAACUCCAGGCGAAGGGUUUGA